CCCCGGGCGGCGGCCGCCGUGCUCUGCCUCUCCUACGGCCACUCCGACGACCGCUUCUGGCUGGCGCUCACCGUGUUCUUCGUGCUCUGCCCGUCCGUCCUGGUGCAGCUCACGCUCAUCUUCGUGCACCGCGACCUCAGCCGCGACCGCCCGCUCGUCCUGCUCAUGCACCUGCUGCAGCUCGGGCCCGUCAUCAGGUGUGUGGAGGCGCUGGUGGUGUACUGCUGGGCAGGGAGGCAGGAGGAGCCCUACGUCACCAUCACCCGCAAGCGGCGGCUGCGGAAGGGCUACGAGGUGGAGAUGGAGCAGGAGGUGGGGCACUCGGAGCGCCGGCUGGCCACGCACCGCAACGCCUUCAAGCGCAUGGCCGUCAUCCAGGCCUUCCUGGGCUCCACCCCGCAGCUCACCCUGCAGCUCUACAUCAGCGUGCUGGAGAAGUACGUCCCUGUAGCCCGAGCCGUCCUCAUGGCCAUCUGCCUGGUGUCAGUCACCUACGGGGCGCUGGUCUGCAACAUCCUGGCCAUCCAGGUCAAGUACGACGACUACAAGGUGCAGCUGCGGCCGCUGGCCUUCCUGUGCAUCGUGCUGUGGCGCAGCCUGGAGAUCUCCACCCGCAUCGCCGUCCUCGUGCUCUUCAGCACCGUCUUCAAGCACUGGAUCAUCCCCAUCGCCCUGGCCAACCUGCUGGUGGUGUUCUUCCUGCCCUGGCUGCAGUUCUGGCGCAGCGGCAGCCGCCUGCCCGACAACAUCGAGAAGAACUUCAGCCGCCUGGGCACGGUGGUGGUGCUCUGCGCCUUCACCCUGCUCUACUCCAGCAUCAACAUGUUCUGCUGGUCGGCCGUGCAGCUCAAGCUGGCCGACAGGGACCUCAUCGACAAGUCGCAGAACUGGGGCCGCGUGCUCGUGUACUAUGCGACCCGGCUGGCCGAGAACACGGCCCUGGUCAUCCUCUGGUACUUCUUCAAGACUGACGUCUACGAGAACGUCUGCACAGCCCUGCUGGUGCUGCAGCUGCUCCUGGGCUACUGCCUGGGCAUCUACUUCAUGCUGCUCUUCUUCCAGUACCUGCACCCGUGCCGCCAGCUCUUCAGGCGCAACGUGGCCGAUUUCCUGCACUGCGUGUGCUGCCGCCGGCGCCCGGCAGGGACCCCCCUGUGCCUGGAGGCGCCCGUGGAGCCCGGCGUGAGGCACAGCAUCGUCUGAGCACCUGGCUCCUCCAGCCAGCUGGGCACCAGCCUGAGGAGGC
Molecule: messenger RNA, 1246 nt
Organism: Ficedula albicollis (Collared flycatcher)
Lineage: Eukaryota; Metazoa; Chordata; Aves; Passeriformes; Muscicapidae
Gene: XKRX
Product: XK related, X-linked
Exons: 3
Cellular component (GO): membrane
Source: RefSeq, a predicted model, not a curated record